Messenger RNA from Physella acuta, 1082 nucleotides. RefSeq names its product putative SERF-like protein. NCBI's taxonomy places the organism in Eukaryota, Metazoa, Mollusca, Gastropoda, Physidae. The record is from RefSeq and is a predicted model, not a curated record.
CGUAAACCUGGUCAUCAGGCCAAAUCUAGAUCACUGAGCUGAGAGAUAUAUCCUCCGUCGUGAGGGACUUGUUUUUUUAUUACCCAUUUUUAUUUCAUCAAGCCACAAUGACUAGAGGCAAUCAGCGUGAAAAAGCUAGAGAAAAAAGCUUGAAAAAGCAGAAGGAACAGGAAAAGAAAAAGCAUUCUAAUUUAAAAGAUGGUAAUAAGGGACUGUCACUUGAAGAGCGCAGACAACGUGAUGCAGAAAUAAUGCGCCAGAAGCAAGAUAAAAAAGUAGCUGACAGUGGUGCUGGCUCUAGUGGUGGCGCAUCUGGUGGUGCAGCCAAAUAACAAGAUAUAUUAAAAAGAUGAUGGAAUCAAUUAGAACUGAUCAGAUACGUUUAAGAUAUGUUUGUUUUGUAUCAGUUUUUAUAUGUUAACAUUUUCAUAUCUGAUCAGUUUGACUUUUUUUUUUUUUUUUUGAAUCAGGGACUUAUCUCCCAAUUUUAUUUCAGCAUGUCUAAACAUUUGUCCUGUAAUAAUUGUUUUCUUAACUAUAUGCCAUUUUCUGUACAUAUGUGUAUUUUCAUGACUAUAUAUGUUCCUCUUGGAAAACUACAUCAUCAUCAUAAAGACGUAAUUGUGUAUUUGAUCUAAAGGGCAGUUGUCAGUUUAGCAGCAUGCUUUAUUGGAUAAUGCUAGCGUUAGCUUCCUGUUUAUCAGAGAAACUUUAGACGUGAUUGAAUAAACUUAGAUUGUGCAAGUUCUGGAACAUGUAUUUUAUACUUGUUGCUCAUCAAUACAAGUCCAGCAUUUGAAGCAUACAUUGUUUUUCAACUGAUUUUUCUCAGAUAAAAAUUUAUAUUCUGUAUAGUAUCUAAAUAAUAAAUAUUCAUUUCAAUCAUGAUUUAAUUGAACUGAAUGCAAUAGGUUUUUCCUCUGUGAAAAGUGAUAUUCUCUGUAAAUUAUUUGCAAUCACGUCGCCUGUAUAUUAUUAGGAAAUGCUGUCAAUUUUUGCCAUUUUUGUAUCGGACAGCAUUCUGAACUGAGUUAAAUCUUGAGCAUGCAUUCUUAAAAAAAUAAACACAUUUUAAAAAAGUU